Messenger RNA from Mauremys mutica (yellowpond turtle), 963 nucleotides. Its product is annotated as calcium-binding protein 5-like. The record is from RefSeq and is a predicted model, not a curated record. The transcript is spliced from 6 exons. Bases 231 to 752 code for a protein of 173 amino acids. Gene Ontology annotation, molecular function: calcium ion binding. Lineage: Eukaryota; Metazoa; Chordata; Testudines; Geoemydidae.
CCUCCCCGAGCCAGGAGCGAACCCAGGCGUCCGGGCUCCCAGCCCCUGUGCCAGCCAGCAGAUGUUGGCCGGGCGGAUUUAUGCAGCAGCUGCCCUGUUUGGGAUGGCGAUAGGUCACGGGGGUGAGGAUAAUCCCCUGGCGUGGGAGCGACUAUAAACCCCCCACCCAGCCUGGCACAGCCGCCUCCUCCUCCAGCCACAGCUCUGGCUCCGGGGCAGCAGCUGGCACCAUGCAGAACGCCCUGGGGCCCGCCUGCAUCUUCCUGCGCAAGGGCAUCGCCGAGAAGCAUGGGCACCGGGAGCUGGGAGCGGAUGAAAUCGAAGAGCUGCGUGAGGCCUUCGCGGAGUUCGACAGGGACGGGGACGGGCUGAUCGGCUGCAAGGAGCUGGGCCAGCUGAUGCGCACCAUGGGCUACAUGCCGACCGAGAUGGAGCUGCUCGAGCUCUCGCAGCAGAUCCACAUGAACCUGGGGGGCCGGGUGGAUUUUGAAGACUUCGUGGAGCUGAUGACACCCAAGCUGCUGGCCGAGACGGCCGGGAUGAUCGGGCUGCAGGAGAUGAGGGACGCCUUCAAGGAGUUUGACACCAACGGGGACGGGGAGAUCACGCUGGAGGAGCUGCAGCUGGCCAUGCAGCGCCUCAUGGGCGAGCGACUCACCCCCCGCGAGAUCAGCGACGUGGUCAAGGAGGCCGACAUCAACGGGGACGGGACCGUCGACUUCGAGGAGUUUGUGAAGAUGAUGUCACGCUGAGGGGGGCUGAGCCCCCCCGAGAUCAAAGACUGACCUUGGACAGGGGGUUGAGCCCGACGCUGUCAAGACACCACCAAGAUUAACCCCCAAAUCGCAGCCUCCAGCUCCCCUCACCUCCCUGCCUGCUACCCCCAGAGCCCCCAGAGCCUUCCCCGGCCUCCCCCACAGCCUGUCCCCCAGACCUCCAGCCCCCACCACCUCCCUGCCAGCU